AUGGUCUCAGUGCUCACCGCCAAUGUUGUCACUGCGUGCGUAGAAUGCACAUUAUAUGGUAUAUUCCUCGUGCUCGCUCUCGUUGCAUUCUCCCUCUGGGUCCGCCGCCACGCUUCCGAUAGUCCGCGGCCGCGAUGGCGUUCCCUGAUAUGGGAUCUCAGAAGGUCGCCACUGAUCAUGGUGAAUCUCUUCUUUGUGGUCACGAUUACCGCGCACUGGGUAGUAGGCAUUCAUCGACUGCUGGUCGCCGUCGUGAGCCAAGGCGACACUACAAAAUCGACCGCUUUCUACAGCGACCUCCGCCAAACGACGGAGAUCAUCCGGUGUGCAUUCCUAUUCCUCGACAUGCUCGUCGGUGACAUCACCAUCACCUAUCGCACCUGGCUGGUCUGGCGCCGGGACUUCCGCGUCGUCAUCUUCCCGACAUUCACCAUCUCUGGCCUGCUAGCGACCGCGAUCGGGCUGAUGUACCUGCUCCUCGCAGCGACCCCGAGCCAAAGCAUAUUCGCGACCGCGUUCGGCCGCUGGAUUAUCGGCUUCUGCGCCGCCACGCUCGUCGGGUGCUAUACUAAACACCGCGCAGGCAUGAUAAUGUACCGCAUGUGGACGACGAACCGCGCGCGCCAGAAGCACGGCCUCCUCACCGCGAGCGGGGGAAGCCACAUCCUGAUCUUCGUCGAAAGCGCGGCGCUGUACAGCGCGUGGACGGCGGUGUUCGUCGUGCUCUACGCGGUGCGCUCGCCACUGCAGACGGUCGGGAGCGGCUGCAGCCCGACGAUCACCGGGAUCUCGUUCAUGCUCAUCACCGUGCGCGUGAACCUCGGCUGGGUAUACAACGCCGCGCACCUCCGCGGCUCGUCGGACGGCGCGCGCAGCCUCCCGUCCGCGACGGCGAGCGGCGGGCGUCCAGGCACGGUCGUGCAUCUCGGGGGCGACGCGAUCCCGAUGCGUGCGAUUAGCUUGAGUGUGACGCGCUCGGAUGUGGAGGUAGGAGAAGGCAAGGAGGUGGGGUUGGGCGAGGACGGCUGAGCUUGACCCUAUGGGUAAUUGUAUUUUCUUGGACGUCAAAGGCCAUGCCUACGUUAGUUGUCGAGCUAUGCAUAGCGGACUAGCGCGGAUAGGUUACUUCCGCCUGCACCACCGCGGGACUUGUAUUGUAUACGAGCGAUCUUAUCAUUCCCGUAGGGAAAGAGUCA
Messenger RNA from Trametes versicolor FP-101664 SS1, 1196 nucleotides. RefSeq lists its product as uncharacterized. The coding region runs from base 1 to 1029 and encodes 342 amino acids. Lineage: Eukaryota; Fungi; Basidiomycota; Agaricomycetes; Polyporales; Polyporaceae. The transcript has 7 exons. The record is from RefSeq and is a predicted model, not a curated record.